Messenger RNA from Gracilinanus agilis (Agile Gracile Mouse Opossum), 2726 nucleotides. RefSeq names its product zinc finger protein 500 (gene ZNF500). The record is from RefSeq and is a predicted model, not a curated record. The transcript is spliced from 6 exons. Gene Ontology annotation, biological process: regulation of transcription by RNA polymerase II. Gene Ontology annotation, molecular function: DNA-binding transcription factor activity, RNA polymerase II-specific; RNA polymerase II cis-regulatory region sequence-specific DNA binding. NCBI's taxonomy places the organism in Eukaryota, Metazoa, Chordata, Mammalia, Didelphimorphia, Didelphidae. Bases 268 to 1854 code for a protein of 528 amino acids.
UGAUCUGGUUUAUACAUGUAUUAUCAAAUGCAAUCUUAUUUUACAGAUGAGAAAGUUUCUCCGGGCCUCAGUGAAGUGGCUAUUCCAUGGUUAUAGAGCUGAGCAGAAUAAGGAUAGGAAUAAGAACUAUGCCUGUGAUUUCACAGAUCUUGUUACUUCUUUUUUCAGAGCCCCAAAGGGAAGGAAGUUCCUUUUACAAGGGUCCUGCCAUUGCUAUACAAAUCUGAUCUUUAGAGCCCUGUGCAGGAAUUGGUUUCAUUCAGGACGAUGGCUACAGCUCUUGGGCUGCAGGUGCAGUCUCCACUGGAGAAGGAAGAGAUCCUUAUUGUGAAGGUAGAAGAAGAUUUCCCUUGGGAAGAGGAGCCUCCUCAAAGGAACGAUCCCAGUCCUGAGACCUUCCGGCAGCUCUUUAGGCUUUUCUGCUAUCAGGAGGUGGCUGGGCCCCGGGAGGCCCUCAGUCGUCUCUGGGAGCUCUGCUGUCGAUGGCUGAGGCCAGAGAUGCGUACAAAGGAGCAAAUCCUGGAGCUUUUGGUGCUGGAGCAGUUCCUGACAGUAUUGCCAGGGGAGAUUCAGACUUGGGUACGAGAACAGCAUCCAGAGAGUGGUGAGGAGGCAGUGGUCCUGGUCGAGGGUUUGCAGAGAGAGCCCAAGAAACAGAGACAACGGGGAGCAGUGCAACAUGAGGCGAUGGCCCAAGACGAGGGACCACAGAACUCUUGCCUAGGACCACGGGAGCAGCCAAAUCAUAGAUCUAAAAAGAAUCCCCAGUUGCGACCAAAGAGAGGUUCACCUGCUUCCCGGGUUUCUGCACUCUUCAGGGAAGAGAGCACUAGAGAUCAGGGAACAGCAACUGCAUUCAUCUCUGCUUGGUCCCAGAUGCCAGUGACAUUUGAGGACAUGGCUAUGUAUCUUUCCCAGGAGGAGUGGGGCUGCCUGGAUCCAGUGCAGAGAGAACACUACCAGGAUGUCCUGCAGGAGAAUUAUGGGCUUCCUGCUCUGAAAUCAAAUCUAAUUGCCCAAAUGGAACGAAAGGAAGGACUGUGGGACCCAAAUCUACCAGCUUUCAAGGAAAGGGAUGUUCCAAGAAAUAAUCCCACAGAAUGUGAGAUCAAGAUUGAGGAUGAAGAAGAUUCCAGGGAGGAUUCCACCAUGGAAAUGAAGUUGUAUAGAACUCAGGCAGGGAAGUCCAAGGGAUGUGGUCUUCAGUCAGCCCGCCAGGGACAGACUUGUGUGAUUAGGUCAGAAUGGCAUCAGGGCUACCCACUAUUGGAGAGAGAAAGCCAAACCCAUGUACAAGAGAGGGAUAAAGGACUUCAGAGAGCCCGUAUAGUAGAGAAACCCUACAAAUGCCUCGAAUGUGGAAAAAGCUUUAACAAAAGUUCCCAUUUGAUCAAACAUCAGAGAACCCACACAGGGGAGAAACCCUACAAGUGUCUUGUAUGUGGAAAGGGCUUCAGUGACCGCUCCAAUUUCAGUACUCACCAGAGAAUUCAUACUGGAGAGAAACCUUACAAAUGCAAUGAAUGUGGGAAGUGCUUCAGCCAGAGUUCAAGCCUUGUCAUCCAUCGAAGAACUCACACUGGAGAGAGACCCUAUAAAUGUGAGGAGUGUGGGAAAAGCUUCAAUAAUAGCUCUCAUUUCAGUGCACACCGAAGAACUCACACUGGUGAGAAACCCUACAUGUGCCAGAAUUGUGGGAAGAGCUUUCGUCGGGGCACCGACCUUAAUAAACACCAGAGAACUCAUACAGGAGAGAGGCCCUAUAAAUGUGCAGUGUGUGGGAAAAGCUUCACACGGAAACACCAGCUUGUGACACACCAGGAGAUUCAUGAAGAAGAGAAUCAUGUUCACUGACUUAGGUUUGGAAUCUUCUGCUACUGAAUCUCAGCUUUUCAGAGAUACCAGGAGUCUAUUGGUGGUGGAAGGUGGGGAUUUUAACCAGUAUAUAGCUCUCCUCUUGUUUGAAGGAUAUUUGUUUUGGGAUUUUGAAUUUUACAGUCUUGAGCAGCUCUGUGCCAUUCACUUUACAGAACUAGAAACCAUUCAUUUACAGAAUGGUUAGACUUGAACACAUCAUAGCUUUUUAACUAACAGCUACUAUUACAUAACACAGUCUGAUCCUGUUACAGAUACCCAAGAAGCCUUGUGAGGGUGAAAGAACAUUUCCAAUUUGGGAAAAUGCUGCAGAAGUGCUUCUGGUAUUUCCAUGUACUGUGUGCCUCAGGCUUCACUACAUUCUGAUCCUUUCUUUUAUCUACGAGUUUUUAGAUUUUUUCAGAGCUGCUCCCUGAUAGGUCUUUACAAAAUGAAAGAGAUACCAGCCUUGGAACUUCCAAGUCAAACUCUUAAUCCUAUCAUCUAGGCUCAUAAAGUUUAUGUGCCUCCCCUAUUUAGUAUCUACAGUAUGGUGAAUGAGGACUAGUGAAGAAUAACUCUUUAGAUUGGGAGCUGGUUUCCCCAGUGACAGUUAAAGAAGCUUGGUGGAUCUCAGUUUCUGCCAGAGAGGAACCAGCCCUCGAAGCAGCUAUUCCUCUCUUUGACAGUAUGUACUUAUCUAGCCUUAUUAUCCUUUCAAUUUUUCCCAUCACCUAAUUCAUGUGUAUUUUCACAUUCGAGUCUUACCUUCAUACAAACCUAGCUUAAGUCCACAGUAAGACUGUAAAGCACACAUAACUCCUGCCCCUCUUAAUUCCUUUAAUAAAAGCAAUACUUUUUUUUUUUGGUCC